This is a messenger RNA of Onthophagus taurus, 1976 nucleotides long. RefSeq names its product integrator complex subunit 9 (gene IntS9). Gene Ontology annotation, biological process: snRNA 3'-end processing. NCBI's taxonomy places the organism in Eukaryota, Metazoa, Arthropoda, Insecta, Coleoptera, Scarabaeidae. The record is from RefSeq and is a predicted model, not a curated record. Gene Ontology annotation, cellular component: integrator complex.
UAAUAAUUUAAAAGUUUGAUUCAUCAUGAAACUGUAUUGUUUAAGUAACGAUCCAAAUAAACCAUGUCACGUUUUAACAUUCAAAGAAAUCACUUUGAUGCUCGAUUGUGGCCUUUCGAUGCAAUCCGUAUUAAGAUUUUUACCUUUAUCGUUCGUGCCGUUAAAUCGGCUUCAAAAUUUACCUAAUUGGAUGCCUGCAGAUUCUUCAGAACCGGAUAUUGAAGGCGAAUUAAAAGAAAAUUGUGAUCGAAUAUUUGUGGAUUCUCCGCCAGAAUUUUGCCCCCCUUUAGAUAAAUUGAUUGAUUUCUCUCAAGUUGAUGUUAUAUUAAUUUCGAAUUAUAUGUGUAUGAUGGCUUUACCAUUUAUUACAGAAGGUACAGGGUUUGAAGGGAGGAUUUAUGCUACUGAACCUACUUUACAGAUUGGGAGAUUAUUAUUAGAGGAAGUUGUAGUUUAUAUAGAACAAUGUCCAAAAGCAAAUUUUGCCACACAAUGGAAAAAUCUUCUUCAUAAACUCCCAUAUCCAUUAAGUGAUUCAUUUAAACCAAAAUCAUGGAAGCAAAUUUAUAAUAUGGCAAAUGUAAAUGCAAGUUUAUCUAGGAUACAAAUGGUGGGGUAUAAUGAGAAGAUUGAUGUUUAUGGUGCAUUAAAAGUUAUCCCAGCUUCAUCAGGUUAUUGUUUGGGUUCAAGCAAUUGGGUUAUAACUUCUGACCAUGAAAAAAUCGUUUAUUUAAGUGGCUCAAGCACUCUAACAACCCACCCCCGCCCUAUGGAUCAUAACGCGUUAAAAAACGCCGACGUUUUAAUCAUGACCGAUUUAACCCAAACCCCAAUUAGCAACCCAGAUUCAAUGUUGGGUGUUUUAUGCGUCGUUGUUGGGUUAACUUUGCGUGGUGGCGGAAAUGUUUUAAUUCCAUGUUACCCCACGGGGGUUAUUUAUGAUCUUUUUGAGUGUUUAUCAAUUAAAAUGAGUGAAUUAGGGGUCUCAAAUUGUCCCAUGUUUUUCGUUUCUCCAGUUGCUGAUAUGUCGUUGGCUUAUUCGAAUAUUUUAGCUGAAUGGUUAUCAUCAGUAAAGCAAAAUAAGGUGUAUUUACCUGAUGAGCCUUUUCCACAUGCUAUGUUGGUUAAGAAUAGCCGAUUAAAGUUUUGUAAGCAUAUCUAUUCGGAGGGAUUUAGCACGGAUUUUCAGGAACCUUGUAUCGUUUUUUGUGGGCACCCAAGUUUAAGGUUUGGGGAUGCGGUACAAUUUAUUGAGAUGUGGGGGAAUAAUCCAAGAAAUUGUAUUAUUUUCACAGAACCCGAUUUUGAUUAUAUCGAAGCAUUGGCACCUUAUCAACCCUUACAAAUGAAAGUGGCUCAUUGCGCUAUCGAUACAUCAUUGAAUUUUACCCAAGCGAAUAAAUUAAUUAAAGAUUUAAAACCAACGACUUUAGUGGUACCCGAAUGUUACACGCAACCUCCAACAACAGCGCAAAAUUUAACGGAAUUAGUGAUUGAAAAUAGCCCCGAUAGGACCUUAAUACCAUAUAAAUGGGGCGAAGUAAUAAAUUUACCCUUAAAACGAAAACAAGGUCAAUUAUUCAUCGAAAACAACAUCGCACAAAAUCUUAAACCGGUCGAAGUAAAACCCGGCGUUAAUUUAUCAACAAUAACCGGAAAUUUAAAUGUUAAAGAUAACGUUCAUAACGUUGAGGAAAUCACCGAGCGCCAAAUGCAAUGUAACGUAAAAUACGAAUUUGGAAAUGUUAAUAUAACCGAUUUUUUACAAAAACUCGCCAAGGAAGGUGUCACCGAUGCUAAAGUUGAAUCAAGCGGAAGUGGGGUUAUGAUUCAUUUGCAACAUGAAGAUGCUCUUAUUCAAAUUGAUGAUAAUUCAACACAUAUUUUAUGUAGCAAUGAGAGUUUAAGAGUUAAAUUGCGAUUAAUUUUGAUGCAGUGUAUUAAAAAGUUUUAAAAAAUAAAAUUCUAACCUCAAA